Messenger RNA from Archocentrus centrarchus (flier cichlid), 3609 nucleotides. RefSeq names its product family with sequence similarity 83 member B (gene sack1b). The transcript is spliced from 5 exons. Gene Ontology annotation, biological process: signal transduction. The record is from RefSeq and is a predicted model, not a curated record. Lineage: Eukaryota; Metazoa; Chordata; Actinopteri; Cichliformes; Cichlidae. Gene Ontology annotation, molecular function: protein kinase binding. Gene Ontology annotation, cellular component: cytoplasm; membrane. The coding region runs from base 160 to 2889 and encodes 909 amino acids.
CCUCCGCCUCUUUGUCUUUUUUAGUAGACGCACAGGAGUCUCUCUAAAUAUCGAACAUAAGUUGAAAUUAUGCAAAUGUAAGAGGGAUAUUCUGGGAGCAGUCAAGAGGAUUUUCACAAAGUCAGCAAUCUAAAUGUCCUGCUGAAAAAGUCUGGAGCCAUGGAGUCUCCAGAAUUUUCCCUGUUGUCAUCCUUGAGAGGUGAAUUCAAAUCAGAGGAUUUCAUUCAGCCUCACUAUAAGGAGUCAUAUCGCUUGGCACUCGAUCGCCUGGUGAGCGGUGGCAGAGACGGUUACCUGGAGUUCCUUAAAGGAGAACGGAUCGGGAGCUUUCUUUCUGAGGAUGAGCUGCACUUCAUCAGUCAAAACGUGCAACACCUCCCACCUCAAACCCACACAGAGGAAAUCAAUGCUCCAUCAGAAACCCAAUCAUCCUCCGGGACGUACUGGCCCAUCCACUCAGAUGUGGACACCCCAGAUUUGGACUUAGGGUGGCCGGAGGUCUUGCAUGAAAUGCUGCAGACCAAUAUAGAUCUGUUGUUUCAUCCCCCGAGACAAAACAGCCCAACAAUCAAAGAAGUGAUCCGGAAGCAUAUUCAAGAUGCAAGACAGGUCAUUGCCAUUGUGAUGGACAGAUUCACCGAUGUGGAUAUAUUCAAAGAAAUUGUCGAUGCUUCUAUACGAGGAGUCCCCGUCUAUGUUCUUUUGGAUGACUACCAUUUGAAAAGUUUCCUGACGAUGGCAGAAAAUCAAGAUGUAAAAUUUCAACAGCUCAGAAACAUGAGGGUGCGCACCGUGAAAGGUCAGGAUUACCGCUGUCGGUCAGGAGCUAAAUUUCAUGGAGCAAUGGAGCAGAAGUUUCUUUUAGCUGACUGUCACACAGCAAUUUAUGGCUCAUACAGUUUCACUUGGUCCUUUGAGAAGAUCAAUCUGAGCAUGGUUCAGCUCAUCACAGGCCAUCUCGUGAAGUCCUAUGACGAGGAGUUUCGUACCCUCUACGCCCGAUCGACUGUGCCACCCGAACUGUGUCCUCCGGAGGGUCUGCUUCAACCACAUGGGCCACAGAUUUUACCAAAAUCUCAUUCGGCCCCAAAACUUGUGCGGAGGGAUAAGUUGAGGCACAGUCUGGACACAGUCUAUCGGAAGACUUGUGAGAGGAACCUUAUGCCGAGGGAUUAUGAAGAGAGGCUGUUUGAAGAGGAAGAGAACACACAUAGGCCCUUGAUGGAAAAUGGCUUUGGUGUUCAUGAAUUUCAAUCUGUGGAGGAAAUGAACUUCUUGAAAAGACACAGCUAUGCUGGGGAGAGACAAGAUGGAUACAUCCCACAGAACACCAGGGCCAGAGGAAGCAACUGGAAUAUCUCUAGAGAUCCAGGAAAUGUAACAACCAACUACGCUAUGGACAAUUAUUUACAAGUGCCACAGAUGUACAGAGGUCAAAACUUCCGUCAGUCUUACAACGGAAGUGACAAACAAGUUCUAUCCAUGCAACAGAACUUGCCAACAUUGGAGAAAUCGUCCAAGUCCUUUAUGCGUACAUGGAGGAUUGAGUCAUACCUUAACAAUCCUGAUGUCCCAUUUGGGGACUCCAGUGAUUAUUUAGACCAGUUUGAACCAGGGGAACACGCUAACUUCAUGCAGGGAAGGAUGAGGUCCUCUCUUGCACUCAGGCCAACACCAGAACAACUGGAGCCAAACAGAUAUGUAAACACUUCUACUAGUGUUGGCCCCUAUGCAGCUCACAAUAAUGCUUUGCAUUACUCAUCCAUGCAAUGGAAUCCAACAGGAGCAGUUGACAAUAGACUAAAAAAUGAAGCACUUAUGUUUCAGAGACAAAGUGUGCUGCUUUCAAAUGAUUUCCCCAACAAUGCAGGCUAUGAUGCAGGUAGAAACUCUUACCAUUCAUAUGCCAACCUAGGCCAAGCUAGAGGCGGACAGAUAAUCACAAACCCUAAUAUUCUCAGUGACAGUUGGGGCAAAAGGCAUAGUGUGGCAGAUCCAAGAUCAAGCACACACGAAUCAUCAAAUCACAUGUAUGGUGCUUUUGCAAGGAUGCAAGUAGACCAAAGCAAUGCGGGGAUGAAUGCACAGAGCGCAGGGCAUGGGUCAAAUCUGACUGAAGAUCAGAGAUCUAUCUCCCAUCAUGAUGUCAAGAGCAUGACAAGCACAAAAAGUCCCAGUGGUAACAUUUGGCAUGAGCCACUGGCCAGGACUAUGUCUGCAGCAAUCCUGGAUGUGAAAAGCAAGGAUUUGACAGAUAAAUCUAACCGCACGGGCUCUUCCCCGUUACUGAAAAUGAGCUCUAAGAAAACCACGUCUUUGCUGAAAAUACCAGAGAAAAAAGAGGAUUCUGUUAGGAACACAAAAACACCAAGUCUCACGUCGGCGGACAGCUCGGACACCAUAACUGCUGAGGAUGAGGAGAAAACGUCAGUUGUAGAACAAAGACACCCACAAAAGACAAGCAUUCCUGUCAGGUCCCAGUCUGAGCACCAGAGGAACAAGGUGGAGGAUCUAAAAUCAUCUAAACCACAAUUCCAAACUGAGGAACAGCAACAGACUCUGCAGAGCUCUUUCCCCAAAACCACCACACAGAAGAAACCCAGCGUUCUUGACAAAAACGUGAGACCUGGAUUUAACGCAGGCAGCUGGAGCAAAGAGCGAGGAGCUGAGAAUCGCCUGUACAGCCGAUUUGAGCCUUUCUGCUCCUUUGAAAAGAAAGUCCCUUCAAACAGCUUCAGAAACAAACACUCUCAGGAGAAAUCCAAAAGCCUUCCUAAAAGCGAGGUGGCUAUUGAGCACAACAUCACCCGGGCUGCCAGAGGGCACCAUGAAAAUAAGCUGGAGAAAUUCUUUCAAAGAAUGGGAAAUCUUAUACACAAGAACAAGUAGUGACAAGUGCUUUAGCAUUACACGUAAUCAACACAGGUCACUUAUUACUAAUGCACAUGUGAUGGAUAAUGUUUAUGUAGCUUUGCACUUUGCUGUGUUUACUUAAGAAUGUGUUUUAGCAGAGUUUACAUUUUAAGCUCUGUUUAUCAGGUGCACUGAUGAUUAUCACUGAAUGGCAAGUUAUUUAAAAUGUCACUGAAUUCUCAGUGAUAAUAUUAAUUGUGUAAUUUUGAAAUGCGAUUGUCAAGCUGCCUUUAUGUCUGUCUUCUACUGGUGUAAAACUCCCCCCAACAAAUUCACUGCAAGAAAGCUGUUGGGGAUGCAUUAUCUUGUUGUUUCAAAAUAUCACAGAUAUAAAAAAUGUAUUGCUGCAAGUGUAGCUGUAUACACAUACCAGUGUGCUGUUACUACUAUCAAAGGAUCAAAAACCGCUGUAAAUGUUGUAUUUUUAAUCAUAUUUUCAGAAAAAUGAAGACUUUCUUUAUUUUGGUUUUGCCUUUAACAGAUGUACUUCAUGAGUUUGUUUUAUUUAAUGGGUUUUGUAGCUUAAGGCAAAAGUCGAUGCUCCAUACUUGACUCAAGGUGCAAGCCUGUCUCUAGGCAAUGUGUUUCUACAUCACUAAAUUGAUUUCUUAAUUAGAUUGUGAUGACAAACUCUGGCUGUGCUCUAUACUAUGAGUGGUUGGGGUUGGUGGGGAGCAUACAACGAGUGUUACUGUG